This is a messenger RNA of Osmia bicornis bicornis, 2525 nucleotides long. RefSeq names its product adenosylhomocysteinase-like 1. Gene Ontology annotation, cellular component: cytosol. The transcript is spliced from 11 exons. NCBI's taxonomy places the organism in Eukaryota, Metazoa, Arthropoda, Insecta, Hymenoptera, Megachilidae. Gene Ontology annotation, biological process: L-methionine cycle. The coding region runs from base 33 to 1631 and encodes 532 amino acids. The record is from RefSeq and is a predicted model, not a curated record.
AGUAGAAGAAUUAGUAUAACUUCGAAUCGAAAAUGGCUGACAGUGGGGAUGCCGUGAACAGUACGUCGUCAGGAAAAGUGGCUAGAAAUACAGUCAUCGAUGGGCCUGUCACAGAUCCAGCGUCAAACACUAAGAGCCUAGAGGCAUCAAAUAAUGCCUUUCACGGCGCGAGAACAAAAUUAGAUCCCAAGUCUGGAGCCUUAAAAAAGUCCAGUCGUUAUCGUAGUCGUUCCUUGUCAGCCAGUAGCACAGAUAGUUACAGUUCUGCAUCUUACACAGGAAGCUCAUCAGAUGAAGAUGACGUGUCACCGCGCGAGAAAAUUCAAAAAACCGAGAGUGGUUUCACAGACUUUUGCGUGCGCAAUAUUAAUCAACAUGCAUUUGGUCGAAGGGAAAUAGAAAUAGCAGAACAAGAGAUGCCUGGAAUUAUGGCGCUUCGUAAACGUGCAGCUGAAGAUAAGCCACUGAAGAAUGCAAAAAUUGUGGGAUGCACUCAUAUCAAUGCUCAAACUGCUGUCCUUAUUGAAACCUUAGUACAUUUGGGAGCACAAGUUAGAUGGGCAGCAUGUAACAUAUACUCCACACAAAAUGAAGUAGCUGCUGCUCUUGCUCACGCUGGUUACCCAAUUUUUGCCUGGCGCGGUGAAACAGAAGAAGAUUUUUGGUGGUGCAUCGAUAAAUGCGUAGCUGCUGAAAAUUGGCAGCCUAACAUGAUAUUAGAUGAUGGUGGAGAUGCAACACAUUUAAUGCUCAAAAAAUAUAAUGCCAUGUUUAAAAUGAUUCAAGGAAUUGUUGAAGAAAGCGUGACGGGUGUACAUAGAUUAUAUCAAUUGUCAAAAGCAGGCAAAUUAUCCGUUCCUGCUAUGAACGUGAAUGAUAGUGUAACAAAGACCAAAUUUGACAAUCUUUAUAGUUGUCGCGAAAGUAUUAUCGAUAGCUUGAAAAGAUCUACAGAUAUCAUGUUCGGUGGCAAACAAGUUGUAAUUUGUGGCUAUGGUGAAGUAGGUAAAGGUUGUUGUCAGGCUCUAAAAGGUUUAGGGUGUAUCGUUUAUAUAACCGAAAUCGAUCCGAUUUGUGCUUUGCAAGCAAGUAUGGAUGGCUUUAGAGUAAUGAAACUAAAUGAAGUUAUCAGAAAUGUUGAUAUUGUGAUUACCGCAACAGGCAAUAAAAAUGUAGUUACACGAGAACACAUGGACAAGAUGAAAAACGGUUGUGUGGUAUGCAAUAUGGGACACAGUAAUACGGAAAUAGACAUUAACAGUUUACGCACGCCCGAUUUAACUUGGGAAAAAGUAAGGUCUCAAGUGGAUCAUGUUAUCUGGCCGGAUGGAAAGCGCAUCGUGUUAUUAGCGGAAGGCCGUUUAGUCAACUUGUCUUGUUCCAGCAUUCCCUCCUUUGUUGUGUCGAUUACAGCCGCUACGCAAGCGUUAGCGCUUAUUGAACUUUUCAACGCACCACCAGGACGAUAUAAAAGUGAUGUUUACUUGUUGCCAAAGAAAAUGGAUGAAUAUGUGGCAUCAUUACAUUUACCAACAUUUGAUGCACACUUAACUGAACUAACAGAUGAACAAGCUAAAUACAUGGGACUUAACAAGGCUGGACCUUUUAAACCCAAUUAUUACCGCUAUUAAAAAUGUAUAAACAAGUGAGGCAACGCGGUACAUACUAUGUUUGAAACAUUUCUUUGCAGUCUCGACUAUUUUAGUUUAUUUAGCCAUAUUAAUAUAAAUGUACGAUAAGGCUUCAUAUUAUCUUUAAGAUAAUUCUAGGCAGUUCUAUUGUUCUAGAAGAAUAUUUUCCAUGUAUUGUGAACAAUAUUCCAGUAUGAUUCCAACCAAAAUAUUGCCUCAGUACUGAUUGCAAUAAUCAAUAAUUAGAGAUUAUCUAAGUGAAUAUAUAAUAUUGAAUUAACUUUUGCGAAUGUAUACCCGAUUAAUUUAUGAAAGUGGACAAAGAUAUACGUGCAGUUAUAUUCAGCCAGAACGAAGUUUGAAUUCGUCGGAUGCCAGUUUUUCAUCCAAAAAACGAUAUGUUAAAGAUCUGUAAGCUUACAUUUGUUACAGGAUGUAAUAAGUUGUACAACCAGAAUAUGUUAGGUAUAUCUUCGAUUUGUUAGAUAUUAUGUUCAGAAAAUUGUUGAUUAAAAACAACAAAUCUUCUGGUACUACGGGAAAUGUGUACAUAUACAUAAAGAGUUUUAAUAUUUGCAAGACGUGGAUCGUCGAUAACUGAAGCAUGUAAUGUUCAUUUUGUGAUGAGUAAAUGUCUUUGCAGUAAUUACAUCCAGUAAUUGUUCUGAAUCAGUCUGUCGAAACAGCGAUUAUGUACACUUAGUAUCUCUGUUUCCAUGAAAAGAACAAUGUAAAAAAUUUACUAAUCGAAGCCAUGUACAUAAUUAUCUUUAAAAAACAAUAAUUAGAAUGGAUAACAGUUAGCCCUUUUAUAAUUGGUUGUAUCACUCCCUUGAUAAAUAAACCUCAAUGAUGAGAGACAAAAAGCAAAUAAACAACCUACGAUGCCUUGAA